UUAGGAAAAAACGAAUGAUUGUAUCCACCGACUAACGUUAACUUGUCAUAAAAACUGUCAAUGGGAAAAAGCUCGUAACUAGGUUAUGUCAUCGAAUCCAAAGUAAUAUUAUUUUUUUUAUUUGAAAAGAAGAUAGGUUAAAAUUCAAAAUUAUUGUUGAAUUUCAUAAAAAAUUAAAAUGUCUGAGAAUAAUGUAACUCAAGAACAAACGGUCGUCAACGAAAAAAAGGUCAAACAUCAAGAAAUCUAUGAUAAAUACAGUGAAUGGAUUCGACCCUGCUCUAUAUAUAAAGAUGAGUUUAAGGAAUGUAAGAGUUUCAAAGGACGUUUCAAUCAAUACUAUGUAUUUGGCGAAUAUCUGAAUUGUGAUCAAUGGCGAGAUGACUACAAUAAUUGUCAAAAACACAGUUGGUUUGAUGACAAAGAGGCCGGAACAUCGGUCAUUCAAAGUGAAUUGAGUCGACGGGCUGCUCGUCUCAAAGCACAUUAUGAUAAUGAUGUUUGGACAAAACGUGAACAUCCACCAUCCGAUUGGAAUAAACCAUUGCCCGCCUUCUUGGCGGAACGCUCCAAAUAUAGCUAUUUAACGCUAAAAGCUACAGAAUUAAAUGAGGAAGAACAACUAAAUGCAAAAAGUCUAUCUGAACCAAACAAAUCCAGUUUUUGUACAUUUAUGUAAAGCGAAUAAAUAAUAAUUACUUGAA
Messenger RNA from Contarinia nasturtii (swede midge), 704 nucleotides. RefSeq names its product UPF0545 protein C22orf39 homolog. Bases 179 to 679 code for a protein of 166 amino acids. The record is from RefSeq and is a predicted model, not a curated record. The transcript is spliced from 2 exons. Lineage: Eukaryota; Metazoa; Arthropoda; Insecta; Diptera; Cecidomyiidae.